GAUAUAUUCAACCUGCCAUCCGUGUUCACGAACCCUCCACGCAUUACAAUUUGGUACUCUUACUGCCUGGGCGUAGGCGGGAAUGUUCACAACAGUGAUGGGCUAACUUAAUCCGGGAUCCAGGAUUUAAGAAUUCCUAUUCAAGUUUGCUCAAUGUAUCUGGACCGUUGGAGCAAGGAGAGGGUUGCUGUCAGGAAGAAGGGCUACUUCGUUUCAUUGGUAUCGUUUCAGCAGCGUCGUAAAGAUACAUGUUUUUGGUCGAGGGUUCCUGUCUUGCACAAGAGCAGUAACGGACCCAUAGAAUUGGGAUUGUUGGAAACGCCACAAUUCCGGCAAGACUUUUCUACCGAUCUGCCAGUCUGAAAUCCUGGGCGAGU
This is a messenger RNA of Marchantia polymorpha subsp. ruderalis, 377 nucleotides long. The record is from the annotation of a GenBank genome assembly. Lineage: Eukaryota; Viridiplantae; Streptophyta; Marchantiopsida; Marchantiales; Marchantiaceae.